CAAUGUCGGUGGAAGGCAAGGAGAACCAGAGCAAUGCUUUAUCGCUGCGAGCGGAGCUCAAAGAGUGGGAGAACACGUUCAAGCAGGCCCAUGGGCGUAAAGCGGGACGCGACGACAUCAAAAAGAACGCGGACAUUAGUGCAAAGUACAAGCUGUACAACGACUUGACGAGAGCGCCGAAGAAGCAGGCAGCGCUCACCACGACACCGCGAAAGAACAGUACGCGACCGCCUGCUGCCCCCAUCCAGGAAUUUCAGAGCAAGCAGGCCACUCCACGCCGACGAACACCGCUGCGACACAAGCCUUCACUUCUCCAGCCAUCCGACCUCCUCUCGCCGCUGCCUGAAGUGGAAGAGGAGCCCACGCCGCAAUGGGUCAGAGCGGCACUGGGACCGACCCCACAGCGAGAUGGGCACGUGCUGGGUCUGUUCGACGGCGACGAUGACGAUGAUGGUGUGCAAGAGACGCCGCUCAAGAGUGGGAAGGAUCUUGCUGGAGGACAAUUCAUAGCCGGCACGCCAAGCAAAGGCACUGGCUCUGCGGAGCACGUCCAUAUGAAGUCGCCAGAGUCUUCCAACAGCAAGCGAUUCAUGUUUGCCGCCUUUGUAGGCACCCCAAUGAAGCGGAAGCGGGACAACAACGACAUCGGGACUACGAGCUCUUCGAAGCGAAAAUAUGCGACUCCUUCGUUCUUACGAAGAUGUAAUCCGAUGGCCAGGAUUGACGAAGAUGACGAUACCGUGCAAGAGCCCGUGUCAAGAGCACCCUUCCAGAGGCGAGGUCUAGUAAGGAGCUUGAGUACCAUCAUUCGGAACUUGAAGAAACAGGAAGAAAAGAAGAUGGACGACGAGUGGGAUAUCAUGGACGAGCUUGAGGCCGAAGAACGUGGCGAGACUGUGCAGAAGACGAGGGGCACCCCGGAAGUGCAAGUUGAGGACAGCCAAGCUGUAGAGAUGCCUCUGGGGCCUGACCAGGGUUCCGAAUCGAGUGACGAGAACAGCGCUCCUGAACCGGGAAUGCCCGCACGGAAACCAUGGAAGAAGAAGGGACUCAAGCGGCAAACGAGACGUACCAACAUGCGGCCGGUAUUGCACAAAGCUCGAAAGGAAGGAGAUGAAGUGCCAGCGGAGAGCGAAGACGAGGCGGAGAAAGUCAUCGAGACGCAACUUCAAAACGAGCCAGCCCAAGAUGGUGAUGGUUUGGCUGAGGGUGCAGACGACGGAUCUGAUGCUGAUCAAGAUGUCAAAAAGAGCAGUACGUCGAAAACGAAACUGACCAAGAAGAAAGUUCCAUCCAAGGAAACAGACCAAGGAGAUGGGAAGAAGAAACCUCGAAAGGUCAACGCAGAAGCACAUACAAAUUACAGGCGACUGAACAUCAAAAACAAGAAUUCAAAGGCCAAAGGCAGAGGCCGGUUCGGGAAGAGAUAGAUACCAAGUAAUGUCAUUAUGAACUUGCGAGUUAAGC
Sphaerulina musiva SO2202 is the source of this 1467-nucleotide messenger RNA. RefSeq lists its product as uncharacterized. Gene Ontology annotation, biological process: DNA replication initiation; mitotic DNA replication preinitiation complex assembly; DNA replication. Gene Ontology annotation, cellular component: DNA replication preinitiation complex. Gene Ontology annotation, molecular function: DNA replication origin binding; single-stranded DNA binding. The transcript has a single exon. The annotation marks the transcript as partial. NCBI's taxonomy places the organism in Eukaryota, Fungi, Ascomycota, Dothideomycetes, Mycosphaerellales, Mycosphaerellaceae. The record is from RefSeq and is a predicted model, not a curated record.